AUGACCCACAUGGCCCUGGAAGGUGAAACGCCCUAUUGGCUCCUUCAGUGGCUCACCUCUUUCUUCCUGAAGAAGGAACUGAAGGAGGCGGAAGAGCCCAAGAGGGUAAUGGCCGGGUUCCUGCAGAAGCAUCCAGACAUGGUGAAGGCAGGUGGGCCGGGGAGGGUGAUGCCAGAGCCACCACACCACACCAGGGUGACGGCCUGGGGGAUACCCUCCCUGGUGGAGUGGACGGGCCUCCUGGGGCUGCUGGUGCUCCUGCUGCUGCUGCUGCGGGGCGUCUGGGACCACCUCAGGCACAACCUGCUGGAGGAGGUGAAGGCUAUGAUAGCCAAGGAAGCGAAUGUAAGGGAGAUGAUGUUAAAACAACAGGUACAGGUGUUAAGGGAGUCUAUGUUGCAGGAGACCAGCGACUCGAGUGAGACCAGGGACUCAAGUGAGAACACUGACUCGAGUGAGAACACUGACUCGAGUGAGAACACUGACUCGAGUGAGAACACUGACUCGAGUGAGAACACUGACUCGAGUGAGAUCAGUGAUUUGAGUGAGAUCAGUGACUCGAGUGAGAUCAGUGACUCGAGUGAGAUCAGUGACUCGAGUGAGAUCAGUGACUCGAGUGAGAUCAGUGACUCGAGUGAGGCCAGUGACUCGAGUGAGACCAGUGACUCGAGUGAGGCCAGUGACUCGAGUGAGAACACUGACUCGAGUGAGAACACUGACUCGAGUGAGAACACUGACUCGAGUGAGAACACUGACUCGAGUGAGACCACUGACUCGAGUGAGACCACUGACUCGAGUGAAAACACUGACUCGACUGACUCGAGUGACUCGAAUGAGACCAGUGACUCGAAUGAGACCAGUGACUCGAGUGAGACCAGUGACUCGAGUGAGACCAGUGACUCGAGUGAGGCCAGUGACUCGAGUGAGAACACUGACUCGAGUGAGAACACUGACUCGAGUGAGAACACUGACUCGAGUGAGACCACUGACUCGAGUGAGACCACUGACUCGAGUGAAAACACUGACUCGAGUGAGACGAGUGACUCGAAUGAGACAAGUGACUCGAAUGAGACGAGUGACUCGAAUGAGACCAGUGACUCGAAUGAGAACACUGACUCGAGUGAGGUGAAGGAGAUUUUGGGGGAGGAGGUGAGGAACUUGAUAGCUGGUAAAAUGAGGGAGCUGAUGAAGGAGGAACUGAUGAUGAUGCGGGAGGAGAUGAAGAGGAUGAUAGUGGAGGAGGUGAGGGAGGUCACGAUGGUAGAGAUGAGUGACCCCCGGAAGACGAGUGACCUCGGGAAGAUGAGUGACCCCCGGAACACGAGUGACCUCGGGAAGAUGAGUGACCUCGGGAAGAUGAGUGACCCCCGGAAGACGAGUGACCUCGGGAAGAUGAGUGACCCCCGGAAGACGAGUGACCUCGGGAAGAUGAGUGACCCCCGGAAGAUGAGUGGAGCGGGUGAGCAUUCACAUGUUCUACAAGGGAAUGAACAGGACUACUUGCCAGAGAAUGAAGAGAAGGCUUCACUAGAGAAUGAAGAGACGACUUCACUAGAAAAUGAAGAGAAAGCUUCACUAGAGAAUGAAGAGAAGGCUUCACUACGGAAUGAAGAGAAGGCUUCACUAGGGAAUGAAGAGAAGACUUCACCAGAGAAUGAAGAGAAGGCGUCUCUAGGGAAUGAAGAGAAGGCGUCUCUAGGGAAUGAAGAGACGGCUUCACUAGAAAAUGAAGAGAAGGCUUCACUAGGGAAUGAAGAGAAGGCUUCACCAGAGAAUGAAGAGAAGGCUUCACCAGAGAAUGAAGAGAAGGCGUCUCUAGGGAAUGAAGAGAAGGCUUCACUAGAGAAUGAAGAGACGGCUUCACUAGAGAAUGAAGAGACGACUUCACUAGAAAAUGAAGAGAAAGCUUCACUAGGGAAUGAAGAGAAAGCUUCACUAGGGAAUGAAGAGAAGGCUUCACUAGGGAAUGAAGAGAAGGCUUCACCAGAGAAUGAAGAGAAGGCGUCUCUAGGGAAUGAAGAGAAGGCGUCUCUAGGGAAUGAAGAGACGGCUUCACUAAGGAAUGAAGAGACGGCUUCACUAAGGAAUGAAGAGACGGCUUCACUAAGGAAUGAAGAGACGGCUUCACUAAGGAAUGAAGAGACGGCUUCACUAAGGAAUGAAGAGACGGCUUCACUAAGGAAUGAAGAGACGGCUUCACUAAGGAAUGAAGUGAAAGACGGUAAAGCUGCGACUAUUACUGUAAAAUUAAUGUAUGACGGCCUCUCGUGGAGUGUCUCCCACCACCACCCAGACGGUGACCCCCAUGACCACUCCCCCGGCGGCACUGGUGCCCCUGGCCGGAGGUCCCCUGGCGGCACUGGUGCCCCUGGCCGGAGGUCCCCUGGCGGCACUGGUGCCCCUGGCCGGAGGUCCCCUGGCGGCACUGGUGCCCCUGGCCGGAGGUCCCCUGGCGGCACUGGUGCCCCUGGCCGGAGGUCCCCUGGCGGUACUGGUGCCCCUGGCCGGGGGUCCCCUGGCGGUACUGGUGCCCCUGGCCGGGGGUCCCCUGGCGGUACUGGUGCCCCUGGCCGGAGGUCCCCUGGCGGUACUGGUGCCCCUGGCCGGAGGUCCCCUGGCGGUACUGGAGGCGGGUCUCAUAGCCAGCACCGGCAUCCUAACCAAUUCAUAACUGAAGCCCCUGUCGACGGGGAAGCCCCUGUCGACGAGGGAGCCCCUGUCGACGAGGAAGCCCCUGUCGACGAGGAAGCCUCUGUUGACGGGGAAGCCUCUGUCGACGAGGAAACACCUGUCGACGGGGAAGCCCCUGUCGACGGGGAAGCCCCUGUCGACGGGGAAGCCCCUGUCGAGGAGGAAGCCCCUGUCGACGGGGAAGCCCCUGUCGACGGGGAAGCCCCUGUCGACGAGGAAGCCUCUGUCGACGAGGAAGCCCCUGUUGACGGGGAAGCCCCUGUUGACGGGGAAGCCCCUGUCGACGAGGAAGCCCCUGUCGACGAGGAAGCCCCUGUCGACGAGGAAGCCCCUGUCGACGAGGAAGCCCCUGUCGACGAGGAAGCCCCUGUCGACGGGGAAGCCCCUGUCGACGGGGAAGCCCCUGUCGACGAGGAAGCCCCUGUCGACGGGGAAGCCCCUGUCGACGGGGAAGCCCCUGUCGACGGGGAAACACCUGUCGACGAGGAAGCCCCUUUCGACGGGGAAACACCUGUCGACGGGGAAGCCCCUGUCGACGGGGAAGCCCCUGUCGACGAGGAAGCCCCUGUCGACGGGGAAGCCCCUGUCGACGGGGAAACACCUGUCAACGAGGAAGCCCCUGUCGACGGGGAAACACCUGUCAACGAGGAAGCCCCUGUCGACGAGGAAGCCCCUGUCGACGAGGAAGCCCCUGUCGACGGGGAAAUACCUGUCAACGAGGAAGCCCCUGUCGACGGGGAAACACCUGUCGACGGGGAAACACCUGUCGACGGGGAAAUACCUGUCAACGAGGAAGCCCCUGUCGACGGGGAAACACCUGUCGACGGGGAAACACCUGUCGACGGGGAAAUACCUGUCAACGAGGAAGCCCCUCCAUAUAGAGAGACCACUCUCAUAAACCCUCCAGAGCUCGCUCUACCCACAUGUCCAGGGGAAACCAACUCUAGCUGUACGAGCGGGGAGAGUGGAAGGAUUUCCCCACCGUGGGUUGGGGAAACUCGUAUUCCAUGUGUCAGUUACCCCGCCAUGCCUUCCAGAGUAUCCCUCUUCCAGACCCACGCUCGGAACAUCGCUCGGAACAUCACUCAAGAUCUGGAAGGCGUUUUCCCGCAGAGCCAGAACGGCAACGGGGUGAUUGUUGUGUUGUACGUAGUGGUUUGUGAGGGAAUGCUGAGGAAUGAUGAGAGAACAUUGCACGUAGGCCCAGUCAUGAUGCAGGUGGAUGGAGAGAGAACACUGCUCAUGGACCCAGUCAUUAUGCAGGUGGAUGGAAAGAGAAAACUGCACAUAGACCCAGUCAUGAUGCAGGUGGAUGGAGAGAGAACACUCCACAUAGACCCAGUCAUGACGCAGGUGGAUGGAGAGAGAACACUGCUCAUGGAUCCAGUCAUGACGCAGGUGGAUGGAGAAAGAACACUGUUCUUGGACCCAGUCAUGAUGCAGGUGGAUGGAGAAAGAACACUGUUCUUGGACCCAGUCAUGAUGCAGGUGGAUGGAGAAAGAACACUGUUCUUGGACCCAGUCAUGAUGCAGGUGGAUAGAGCGAGAACAUUACGUGGAGAAGGGCGCUCGAGAAGAGUACUUCCUUUACAGCCAGUCGCCUACUUUAUCCCAAUCUCUCCUCCGAAACCCCAGAGUGAAAGGAACCUCAACAACUCCCCACACAUACCACUAGGGGGCAUUACGUUUGAUAUCUCUGUGAGUGGUCUUAAAAACAGAAAAUGCCGGGCAAAGAAACCUUUAGUGACGAAGCCCCCCAGUGAGAACUGUCCCAGUGAGGAAUGUCCCAGUGAGAACUGUCCCAGUGAGGAAUGUCCCAGUGAGGAAUGUCCCAGUGAAGAAUGUCCCAGUGAGGAAUGUCCCAGUGAGAACUGUCCCAGUGAGGAAUGUCCCAGUGAGGAAUGUCCCAGUGAGGAAUGUCCUAGUGAGGAAUGUCCUAGUGAGGAAUGUCCCAGUGAGGAAUGUCCUAGUGAGGAAACCUCGAGAGAGGAAUGUCCCAGUGAGAAGUCUUCCAGAAAGAAUCUUACGCACAUGAAAUCCCAUGGAGAAGAAACCAACAAAUAAAACUCCCAAAUGAGGACAGUUCUAAUUUGAGUGUUAUAUAUAUAUAUAUAUAUAUAUAUAUAUAAUGUGGGAGUGAGUACCAUCUCUGGCUGGACCCUUAGCCUCAGAGAAAAGCACACAUAACGCAUUACAGGGUAUUUUUAACUCCACUCCAAUAUUAUAUCAAAGCUCGAUUUGCCUAACAA
This is a messenger RNA of Procambarus clarkii (red swamp crayfish), 4940 nucleotides long. RefSeq names its product platelet binding protein GspB-like. Lineage: Eukaryota; Metazoa; Arthropoda; Malacostraca; Decapoda; Cambaridae. The record is from RefSeq and is a predicted model, not a curated record.